GAGAGAGAGAGAGAGAGAGGUGGAAGUGCAGGAGCUGAUAAGGUGGGGUGGUGGGGAGAGUGCUAGUGCUAGUAGCAGGAACGAUGAACAUGCGAUCAUCUACAACUCUCUCUCAACUCCACACAUAGAGUCCCCACAAUGCCCUCUGCAACUGCUGCUGAUCUAGACUACACUCCUCCUGAUGGAGGUUGGGGCUGGGCUGUAGUGUUUGGAUCAUUCCUGUCCAUUGGCUUUUCAUAUGCCUUCCCCAAAUCCCUCACCAUCUACUUCAAGGAAAUCCAGGAGUAUUUCUCCAUCUCCUACAGUGAGAUUGCAUGGGUCUCCUCCAUCAUGCUGGCUACCAUGUAUGCUGGAGGGCCGGUGAGCAGCAUACUCGUCAAUCGUUAUGGGAGCAGGCCGGUGGUCAUUAUUGGUGGCCUAAUGGCUGGGGUCUCCAUGAUUGCUGCUUCUUUUGGCACAACCAUCAUGCAUCUGUACAUAUGUGUAGGAGUCAUCGGAGGUCUAGGCCUUGCCUUUAAUCUGCAACCUGCCCUGACCAUUAUUGGGAAAUACUUUCUUGUGAAACGACCCAUAGCAAAUGGUUUGGCCAUGGCAGGAAGUCCAGUGUUUUUGUGCACUCUGGCUCCACUCAACCAGUUUCUGUUUGACAAUUUUGGCUGGCGAGGAAGUUUCUUCAUCUUGGGAGCCAUACUGCUCAACUGCUGUGUGGCAGGAGCACUGAUGAGGCCUAUUAAGAUAAGAAAAAGGCCAUCGCAAAAUCAAAACAGUGCUGGUAAUGGAGCAGAAAAAGAGAAUAGUCAUUUUCAGAAAGCUAGCUUGGUUAGUGGAAAUCAACAGACAAAGCAGACAGGAUGUGCAUCAUGUGUGAACAAAUUCAUUGACCUCUCACUCUUCAAGCACCGUGGUUACCUUAUAUACCUGGUGGGGAAUGUUGUGAUGUUCUUUGGGUUCUUUGCUCCAGUCGUGUUCUUGGCGCCCUAUGCCAAGCACCAGGGGAUUGAUGAGUAUUCUGCAGCCUCCCUGCUCUCUAUUUUUGCCCUGGUAGACAUGGUGGCUCGGCCAGCAACUGGCCUAAUGGCCAACACAAAAUGGAUCCGGCCAAGGAUUCAAUACUUCUUCAGCUUUUCUGUGGCAUAUAAUGGGGUGUGUCAUUUGGCAUGCCCUCUUUUACCUGGGUAUGCAGGUCUGGUGGUAUAUGCCAUCUUCUUUGGGCUGGCCUUUGGAAUGCUGUGUGCACUGCUUUUUGAGGUGCUAAUGGAUUUGGUAGGGGCACAACGAUUCUCCAGUGCAGUUGGACUUGCCACUAUUGUAGAAUGUGGCCCUGUUCUCCUUGGCCCCCCAAUUUCUGGUGCAUUGGUCGACAUCUUCAUGGACUAUAAGUACAUGUACUUUGCAUGUGGCAUAAUGAUGCUGGUCCCUGGAGUUUUCCUAUUCGUUAUGAAUUUUUUUAACUACAGAUGGUUAGAGCAGGAGCAGCAUAGGCAGAAGCAGGAUGAUCUGCAGAUUGGUUCAGCCAAAGAACUUGCUGCAAUGUACAAGAUCAAUGAUACUGAGCAAGACAUUCAGGAAGAUUAAUUUAUGGACAAAGAAGCGUAAUGCUAUGCACGUAGGUUUUAAGUUGAAAGAGCAUUUGUCAAUAUAUUUAGAUACAAAUUUUAUAUUGGUAUAUACCUUAUAAGUUAUAUGCUGCGUAAGAUUAGUGUUAUAUUUACAGUGUAUAUAAAAAGUCUACACACUCCGUUAAAAUGACAGGUUUUUGUGAAGUAAAAGAAUGAAACUAAGACAAAAUCAUGUCAGAUCUUUCCCCACGUUUAAUGUAAAUUUGCAAAAUAUUCAAAUAAAGUGAAAAACAAUCAGAAAAUUGUACGUCACAAAAACCUGCCAUUUUAACAGGGGCGUGUAGACUUUUUAUAUCCAUUGUAUAUUUGUCAUGGACCCCUUCCCAGGCAGCUCACUCACAACACUCAGUCAUCCCUGAGUACUAAUUCCUGGAGUUUUAUUAUUUAAACUCUCCAGUUAUUCUUUGUGAAACUUUGCUCCUUACCAUGAGCUUAUCUUUCACACUUCUGUCGAUGCUUUCUACCAUAUUAACAGUGUGUAUUUGUUUUUGUUUAUUUGCUCUAAUUUUUUCACCUUGCAUUUUGAUCUUUGCAUUAAACUUCUUGCACACGUGUUCUA
Molecule: messenger RNA, 2178 nt
Organism: Ictalurus punctatus (channel catfish)
Lineage: Eukaryota; Metazoa; Chordata; Actinopteri; Siluriformes; Ictaluridae
Gene: slc16a7
Product: solute carrier family 16 member 7
Exons: 5
Coding region: 139-1575 (478 amino acids)
Biological process (GO): monocarboxylic acid transport; transmembrane transport
Cellular component (GO): membrane
Molecular function (GO): monocarboxylic acid transmembrane transporter activity
Source: RefSeq, a predicted model, not a curated record